This is a messenger RNA of Lucilia cuprina (Australian sheep blowfly), 3864 nucleotides long. RefSeq lists its product as uncharacterized. Gene Ontology annotation, molecular function: protein binding. The coding region runs from base 30 to 3581 and encodes 1183 amino acids. Gene Ontology annotation, biological process: SCF-dependent proteasomal ubiquitin-dependent protein catabolic process. The record is from RefSeq and is a predicted model, not a curated record. Lineage: Eukaryota; Metazoa; Arthropoda; Insecta; Diptera; Calliphoridae. Gene Ontology annotation, cellular component: SCF ubiquitin ligase complex. The transcript has 4 exons.
CAAUAAACUACAAAAGAAAAAAUAAUAAAAUGGAUAAUCGUACUGAAAUAGCGUGUUUUAAUGUCUAUCAUUCGGAUUUCUUAAUGGAAUAUAUAUUAAAAUAUUUAGAUUUAAAAGAACAAGUAAAACUCGUCGAUAUAGCUAAACGUUUCGGUUAUGUAUUAUCCACAUUUCUAUGGCCUAAAACCUGUUCCAAAAUUAUACUAUAUAAAACGCCCUAUGUCAAUAUUAUAGCAAAUAUUUCAAAUAUUGGCAAAGAACAGGAAAAGGAAACGGAAAUGGAAGAGAUUAGAAAGUCCAAAGUGGCCUUAAAUCAUAAGGAAUGUAAUAAUUUUUUAUUUUUAAAUGCGAAAAAUGUGAAAGCCUUAAAAGUGAAUUCGGAAUUUUUUUAUCAUCAGCGUGAAUUGGGAAUUUCUUUUAAAAAUAUACAAAUCUUUAAUAAUUUAAGAGAGCUUACCUACUAUCGUCUCAUACUAGAUGACGAGCAAAUGCGUGUUCUAUCGCGAAAGUGUAAAAAAAUUAAGAAAUUACAUUUAAUCGAAUGUUACAAUGAGUACUUGACGCCACUGGUACCGGGAGAACAUUUGAAUUUGGAAUAUAUUUAUGAAAUGAAAAAAUUAGAGGAAUUGGUUUUAUAUGCCGAACCAGAUGCUGAGGCCGUUAUUAAAUCCUAUCAUUUACAGGACAUGUUUGUCAAUUUAAAGUUAAAGAAAUUGAUUUUGAAAAAUUUCAUUAUAGACGAUAAUGAUGCCGAUACUUUGGAAACUAUAUGCGAUACUUUAGAGGUUCUCAAUAUGGGCAUGAUCUCUAUGUGCUAUUGGCCUAGUUUUAUGCAUUAUUUGAAUCAUUUUGAAAAUCUACGUGAACUUUGCAUAAAUGUCAGUGAUUACAAUACCACCUUGAAUGUACAAACCGUAGACAUUCUCGCCCAUAAGUGUAAAAAGCUGCAAAAGCUUUCAUUAGAGAAAUGCGAUUUGAGUGUGGAAGAUUUUGGUGUUUUAACAAGUCUUAAACAUUUAUCCCUAGAUUCCUGUGGUGGUCUAACAUUUGCCAAUUUUCAACAGAUACUGGGAGCUUUAACUUUAAAAUCUUUUACCAUGAUUAAUACCCGCAUUAUUGGCAAUAUAAAUCAUAUUUUUGUUUCACCUACCUUGAAAAGAAUCAGCAUUAACACCAUACGUUUUACCCAGAUAUCGGAAGCUUUUCAAAAAUCUCUUAAUAAUUUUGAAAGUCUACACACCUUAGAGUGGUUAAAUGGUGAUAUAAAUGAUAAUUGGAUUAUAGAUAAAUGUCCUAAAUUAAAAUAUCUACACAUACCCAAUCCGUAUCUAUUAAGACGCAUUGUUUUCACCAUGAAAUCCCUAAAAGAAUUAACUUUUACUUCGUGCACAGGGUUGUCGUGGUGUUUUAUUUUGAUUUUAAUACGCAACUUAAAGUUAGAACGUUUGUGUCUGCAGACCAAUGAACUAAUAGAUGAUGACAGAGAAAUUCCACUUAAUGCCUGCGGUAUAAAAACCACAUUACGCAUGAUAACUAUACCGUGUAAUAUCUUUAAAAUGGCUCAAUCAUUUUGGCUUGACUUGAUGUAUCUGAAUGUCGAUUUGCAUUACUUGAUUUACGGCAAACAUGAAGAACUAUUGGAUGGCAUCUUUUUGGAUGAGAUGAUUUGCAGUGAAAGGUUUUGUCGUCGCGUAAAGUGGAUAAAGAUUUGCGGUUAUAAAUUGGGUAAAAUCUUAGACAUGAUAUUAAUAAAGACGAAAGAAAUAAUUUUAAACGAUAGAAUAGACAUGAAUUUUCGUUUACAAAAGUCGUGUUUAAAUGUCUGUAAAUCGGAUAAUAUUUUGGAAAAUAUUUUCAAAUUUCUUAAUUUAAGUGAACAAUUGAAAUUUGUGAGCGUAUGCAAACGUUUCGAAUACUUUUUAACCAAACAAUUAUGGCCUAAAAUGUAUUCAAACAUAAAUUUAUAUUUAAGACAAGAUAUACACAUUAUAACUAUUAUAAGCAAUAAGGAAAACAGACAUGAGAUGGAUGUGGACUUAGUGGAGGCAAGAAAAACUAAAAUGGUUUUAUAUCCUAAAGAGCUAAUACAUUUUCUACAUUUACAAGCUAAACAUGUUAAGGCCUUAAAAUUGCACUCGGAAUAUCAGCAGCCAGAUAUAUGUCUUUCCUUUGAAAAUAUGCGAAUAUUUAGUAAUUUAACAGAACUUACCUAUCACCAACUGUGUGUCGAUGAUGAACAACUAAGAGUACUGACAAGGAAAUGUAAAAAUUUACAAAAAUUACAUUUACUAGAAUGUUACUGUACAAAUCAUUCACCUCUUAUACCAGGAGUUCACUUAAAUUUGAACAUUUUAAACGAUAUGCAACAGUUAGAGGAUCUUGUUAUACGAGCAGAGGCUCAAGCCAAUAUAGUGAUCAGAUCUCUUGAUCUACAAGUUAUAUUACUGAAUAUCAAGUUAAAAAAAUUAAUAUUACAAAAUAUCUCCUUAUAUGGUAAUGCUGCUGAUAACUUAGAGAACCUUACAAACAGUCUGGAGGUCUUCGAUGUGGGUAUAAUAACUCCACAAUUCUGGCUAAGUUUUCACUAUUAUCUCAAUCAUUUCGAUAAACUGAAAGAGCUUACGAUAAACGUCAGUGAUUAUAGAACAAUUUUAAAUAUACAAAUUAUACAUAUUUUGGCCACCAAAUGCGUGCAACUGGAGAAAUUGUGUUUGGAGAAAUGUGAUUUGUGUGUGGACGAUUUUGCUGUUUUGAAAAAUCUUAAACAUUUAUCAUUAAACUCCUGUGGAGGUUUAACAUUUGCAAAUUUUCAACAACUUUUAGGAGGUUUAAAACUGCAAACAUUUAGUUUCAUCAAAACGCGCAUAUUAGGUGAAAUAACGCAUAUCUAUGCAUCACCCACCCUGGAAAAGAUCACUAUUGAUAGUAUAAAUUAUGCUGAAAUAUCGAAAGCUUUAAAGAAAUCACUCAAUAAAUUUGAAAAUCUACACUCACUUAUAUGGUUAAAUGGCAGCAUAACCGACAGAUGGCUCAUUGAUAAAUGUCCUAAAUUACAAUAUCUUCACAUACCUAGUCCUCUAUCGUUAAAACCUAUUAUAUCUCAACUUAAAUCUCUUAAAGAAUUAUCAUUCAACUCCUGCAACGGUGUGUCAUGGGCUUUUAUUUUGUUCAUGAUAAGUGUUAUACACUUGGAAUGUCUAUACUUGAGAACUAAUGAAACCAUCAGUGAUAAUACUGUCAUUCCCGUUAAUGCUUGCGGUAUAAAAACCUCGUUGCGCAUGAUCUUAAUUCCAUGUAAAUUAUUUCGAAAGGCUCAGCCAUUUUGGAUUGAUUUAUUGUGUUUGAAUGAUCAAUUGCAUUAUUCGAUUUAUGGUAAACAUGAGGAACUAUUGGAUGAUGAAUUCUUGAAUGAAUUGUUAUUGUGUGAAAAGUUUUGUCUGAGAGUUAAAUGGAUUGAGAUUUGUGGUUUUAAAUUAGAUUGUAUGGAUCUGCAGGAUAAUUUUGAUCGUGCCAUUCAGGAUGUGAACAAAUUUACAAGUCAUUAUCGAUUUAAAAAUUCUAAUUUUACAAUGGAGAUGUAGACUUUAAUAUAUUUUUAAUUAAUAUGAUUUUAAGUAGUAGUUGUAAUAAUUUUUUUAAAAAUCUUUAAUAAAAAAGAUAAAAGUACGAUUUUUUAAAUAUGUAAUGAUUUGAUACUUGAAUUUUUCAAGAAGAGUAGAGGUGCUUUUAUAUCUUCUUUAUAUUUGAAUUUCACCAUACUUACUAUAAAUGUAAAAAUGGAAGUGGGUAAUAAAACACAUAUUUAAAAUUUUUAAUUUUCUGUUUUAAAACACACAAAUAUUAGUUCUGUUCUCUUGUUUUUUU